This is a messenger RNA of Camelina sativa (false flax), 866 nucleotides long. RefSeq lists its product as uncharacterized. NCBI's taxonomy places the organism in Eukaryota, Viridiplantae, Streptophyta, Magnoliopsida, Brassicales, Brassicaceae. The record is from RefSeq and is a predicted model, not a curated record.
GCUUUAAGAAUCUUUCUUACUCUCUCUCUCUCUCUCUCUCUCUCUUUAAAAACACAUGCCCUUAAGCCACUUCUCUCACCAUCAUUAUACUGUUCUUCUCCUUAUCUCUUGAAGCAAAAACAUUUCCUUUUUGCAUUCCUUGCUCUGUUUUUUCUGUUUUGCUUCUUUUAGUCUCUUUGUUUCGUUCUUGACCUUCUUCAUUAGACAGUGACUUUGUAUUGUCCUAAAACAACAACAACAAAAACCCAACUUUUUAUAGUAACUUAAGAUGUUUCAAAUUGUAGGGAAGUACCGGUGGAAACAAUCAUAUCGGUACAAAAAGCUAACUGAGCAACAUGAAAAACUGACAACAACUCCACCACCAACAACAACAAGGUCAAGUAAAAGACAUUACUUGGGGAAGAAGAACGAGUUUCGAGCAAAAGGGUUUAGACUAAACCGAUCAAGGAAGCUGGUACUUAAGGCAUUAGCUUUGCCGAGAAGGAUCUUUAACAUCUAUAUGCGUAUCACAAAUCAGAUGAACAAAGAAGGUUUGUAUCCGAAUCUUGUUUUCUCUUCUUCUCAUUGGGGUUUCCCUGGUCAGCUGAGUUCAAGAGGUGGGUUCCGUUAGAGAGAAGACACCAAACGUUGAUAACUCAAAAAAGGUAUGAAACAAAGCAAUGUAAAGCCAAUGAUUACAUGAGAUCAUACAUACUAUGUACUUCUUGUAAAUUGUUAUGUUUUUUUUUUUUUCAAGUUAAGGGUUAAUAAGAGCAGAGUCUAUGAUUUGUUAUGUUUCAUAGUUGAGCGCAAGUGCUUGAGUGAUUCUAUUAAUAUCCUCAUCACUCUUGGUGAAAUACAAGUAACGUUGGUUUUUGUUGUUGUUG